AUGGAGCACCCCUCCUAUGUCAACAACGCCGUGCCUUGCGCACCAUACACUCGUCGAGCCCCUAGCCCGCCCUUUAUUCACAUCCCGCCUACGGGGCAAUGUGGAGGUUCUGGGGUCCCAAACCUCAUGCCAUCGUACGAAAAUGUCGACCCGAGUCAGUUGACAGCCGCGGAUGUGGAAAUCAUCACCCAGAACGCCAUGCAGAUCGCGACCGACCGCGCUGCAGACUGGUCCUACGAGUUGCGCCGCGAUGCUCAGAAAUUGGUGGACUUUCUCUACCUCGGUCCCAACAGCGUCGUAAAGGACCAUUCGUGGCUGGCUAGUGAGGGCAUUACCAUGAUUUUGGCCACCAGGGAUGCGCGCAUGACGGGGAGAAAGCUCAUGACCAUAGAGAAGGCAGCGGAGGCUCUGGGAAUUGUGGUGCAAUAUGUUGACCUUGACGGCUACGAUACACUUAUUCGUGAUCUUCCUGGUAUCAUUCGACUCACCAACGACCACCUUCUAUCCAUCUACCACAGACAGGCUCAAGGAAGGGGUCAAAAUGGCGACAUUGUGGUCGACCCCAGUACCUUCCGCCGAGGCAAGGUCUUGAUUACAUGCGAAACUGGAAACGACCGCUCAGCCGCCAUCGCUGCGGCUUACAUCAUGGCUGUUUUUGGCAAAGACAUGGUCACCGCAGUACAGUUCAUCACCGUUCAACGCUUCUGCUGCUCGUUUGAUGAGGAUAUCAAGCGCAAGCUCCAGAGCUGGGAGGACGUUCUUCGCGCGCGUUCACAGAUAGCUUCCGACACUGCCACUCCGCGAAACGCAACGCACGCAAAGCGACGCAUCUCCGACGUCAUGGACACCGACGAGGACUCUGAUGUCAAAGAGCACUCGGUAGAUCAGGACCGAUUUAUGGGACGAAGCGGGUUUGUCCCCUUCGUUGAUAUGUAA
Fusarium sp. VM40 is the source of this 936-nucleotide messenger RNA. The record is from the annotation of a GenBank genome assembly. NCBI's taxonomy places the organism in Eukaryota, Fungi, Ascomycota, Sordariomycetes, Hypocreales, Nectriaceae.